ACAUAAAGAAUUUGUUAAAAAAAAAAAAAAAUCUGACUUUCUAUAGUUUGGUAUUAUUUACAAUUUAACAACUUAGUCCCGCUGUCCACAUUUGUGGACAUUUAUUGAUUUAUUGCUUGUUUAUUAGGUGCUACUAGUUAUAAAUCAAAAAGGGAAAUGGAAAAUGACACACCAGUUAUGCUCGGGUCUCAGGAAGAUAACUUUUACAAUACCCUGUACAGAUGAGCAAUACAUAACCUUAUAUUUGAGCAUUUUGUGAUAGGAGGCCUAAUAGAUCUGAAGUGAUUUAGUAAUCAUUUAGCUGAUCCUUUCAACAACAUACAGCCCACUUGCUACAGGGACAAUCCCUCUGCCGCACCCUGAGGUUGAAUGCUGUAGGCUGCUCAAGAGCACAAUUUUGGGGGCAUUAAAUUUACUCAUAAACUUUUCAAUAUUUCAACAAAAUCAACCUAAUAUUACACAUGUAAACACAUUUCUUUACUGUAUAGCAGUGUUACCUUCUUAUUUAUGUGCCGUUGAUUAUUUUCAUGUAAUUUCCAAUAAAAGUGGACAAUCAGAUUUACAUCUGAUCUGAUUUUUGUCUUCUUCAUUAAUGCGUUUUAAAUGCUUUUUAUGGUUUCUAGCAGUGUGGUCAAAUAGCCUAUCUCUGUUACAUGUCAAAUGGCCUUCACCAGCCAUCAUAUUUUAUUUGAUUUCAUUUGGAUUGAGUGUCAUUAAAUAAAAAGUGGGAUCUACAUGCUGUUAACUGUAAAAUGUUUCGUCAGGUAACCUAAAAAUGUGCUUCAUGUGGUAAAAACUAAAAUAAUCUCUUUUUUUCCCCAAGUCAGAAAUGAGGUUAUUUAAUACUAAACCAACCUGACAUAUUAGACCAAAGACAGUAUUUUUUAAGAUCAGGCUGAAAUAACUUAAAGGAACACCCGCACAUGUUCACAGACAGUGUAGAGGAAUUCCACUGUGAGAAAAAGAGAAAGUCUUGAUUCUCAAUCAUCAAAUCAUCGCGUCACGUGAACUGGAGGGGGGAGGGGGGGCUGACAUAAAUUGGCAAUUUCAAAAAUUUGACACAUAGUCCACUGUACUGUUAGGGUAUUGUUUUCGCAAACGUUCGAAAAAUGUAUUAGAAUCUGACAAAUUUGAAAUUUCUCAAACUGGAUUUCAAAAAGGAUAGUGUCUUCCGUCAUGGCAAAUAUUCCAAAGGCACCAAAUGAUCGAAUUACCGUUGAAAAAGUCGCGCGUAGCCCGAAGUGCGCGAGAUGUCGAAACCACGGCUUCGUAGUCCCGUUAAAAGGCCAUUCGGGCAAAUGUCAGUUCAGGUCGUGUUUGUGCUGGAAGUGCUCUCUCAUCGCCGAGCGGACGAAAAUCCUGGCGUCUCAAAGACGGAUCAAAACCGUUAAUGGAAACGAAUCACCGAACGCCGAGAGCGCGGCGGCACAUCGUCCAGGAAAUACCGCUCUAACUGGUGGAACAAAUAAUACUUCAGCUAAUGGAGUGAACGGUGAAACCGACGUCAGCGCGAAUUCAAGAAAGGAGGGUGAAAUUAAAGCGCCCGUUAAAAGCUACACUGAACUCCGCGCGACCGCUCCGGUAAGCACCUACGGCUCCGUGAGUCCUAGUGAAGUGAAAUCAUCGGCGGGUCUGAGCGCUCCAGACGAAGCUCUCGGAGAACCACCAUCUUUUCCAGGAGAGUACAUGAUUACAGAGGCGAUUCCGAGGCACAUUUAUCCAGGAGAGCUGUUUGCAAUGCCUCUUCCAAUGUACUCGCAUUACCCGGACAGAUACAUGUACCCCGCUGUGCUGGUAACCCUGAGAUCACCUGCACCCGGUACCUUCAGGGAGCCCAUUGGGUUUCUCCCCUCACCACCAGGUUCACUGUCUCACCAAAUGGAGACUUGUGAAUCGCAGAUUCAUGUGCCACUUUAUAGUUUGUACCCUACAUAUCCAGCACUAAGUGACGAGCAUGGACCAAGCCCUCACCACCACCCACAGUCUCACAUGGAUGGAGAACAAGGAACAUCCAAAGUUCCUCCUCAAGCUGGAUGCAUCUCAGGCAUAAAAUAAAGCAACUUUGAUUAGCUACAUAUAACAGCUAUACUAUGCAACAUUAACAUUCAAUUAUAUCCUCUAAAAUGACCAAUUAUGUUCUGAUUGCAGUUUUAGUAUUGUGACAAUACAUUAUUAGUGAAUGUUUAGAUUAGAAAAUUAAUUAUCCUGUUUUUUACAGAAAGUUGAGUUUGUGGCCACCAUGAAGCAGACGUUGUACCUGUUGAUAGUCCUUCCACAAAAAGUGCCCCAUGAGUAUACAAGACCUUCAGUUCUUUCUUGAAGGAAGCCACGUCUUUUGUCCUUUUUCUUGGUUAACACACGCAUUCAAGUGUACACGGUUUACUUUGUAAAACCCAAAGUAUGAGUUCUCAGUGUUUUCAAUGGCAGCUAUAAUACAUGUUCAUUACAGCGAUGUUGAUGCAUCCGUGAUAUGUAUAAGAUGCAACUGAAAUCAAUGUUUUUUUUUUUUUUUUAUUGUUCCAGUAGAGAUAACAGUUUUGAUAAGUUUUUAUACUACUGUUAGUUUAUUACUGAAUUGAUAAUGAUAUCAGUAUUCAUUGCCUGUUGCACUAGUUUUACAUACAAUUGUAAUUCCAACCAAUUAAGUUGGAAAGAUGAAUGUCACAAGCAGUUAUGCUUAGUAUUUUUAUCGUAGUUUUUUUUUUUUUUUUUAAGGGAACAGUAACGUUAAGGUCCUGGGUUCAGGAUUGUUUUCCUAAUCCCAUAAAAGUGACUUUGACAAAUAAAUUGUUCAGUUCUGAUGAUAUUUUGUCUGAAAUUUAACUGAAGCAACUCACUUUAGCUCACACAUUUCAUCUCAGUAUUUUCGAUUAACACAUUUUGCUCUUGUAACUCAGACUACCAUCCUGUUUGCACUCUGAAAGAGACAUUAAAAUUCCCAGAAUGAAUAUCUUGCUUCAUUUGCUCAUCUAAACCCAGAUGGCAUAUGAACUACACUGUCAGAAUACUCCAAACAGAACUAGUGGGCAGAUAAACUAAUUUCAAUCUCAUGAAUAUUAAUGUGCUCUUCUGGCUCGGAGGAGUGCUGAAUUUAAAACUAAUCCAAUGUGUGCCAAAUUCUAAUUUGUGUACAAAAUAUAAACAGAUAAGCAUUAUGUUUUUUCCCAUUGCAAAUAUUACUGUGAAAAGUUUAUAUUUGCUGAUUUAGUGCAGCAUGGUUUGCUUGCAACAACAAGAAUUACAGGGAAAGAAAACAAACAUUUCCAAAUCUUAAAUAUUCCAUACAAUAAUGAGAGAAUUUUUAUUUUUAGGUGAACUAUCCCUUUAAUUAUAAGAAUUUAAUGAUCAAAGUUUUUCAGUCUCUUUCUGUUUAUAUAUGUUUAAAUGACAUUUUAAUGUUUAUAAAAACAAAGCAGACUAUACUGUCAUUGUUUGUCAUACUUAUGCAUUAAAAAU
Myxocyprinus asiaticus (Chinese sucker) is the source of this 3456-nucleotide messenger RNA. RefSeq names its product doublesex- and mab-3-related transcription factor A2-like. Gene Ontology annotation, biological process: regulation of transcription by RNA polymerase II; sex differentiation. Gene Ontology annotation, molecular function: RNA polymerase II cis-regulatory region sequence-specific DNA binding; DNA-binding transcription factor activity, RNA polymerase II-specific. Gene Ontology annotation, cellular component: nucleus. Lineage: Eukaryota; Metazoa; Chordata; Actinopteri; Cypriniformes; Catostomidae. The record is from RefSeq and is a predicted model, not a curated record. The transcript has 3 exons. The coding region runs from base 1177 to 2055 and encodes 292 amino acids.